AUGCUAGAGAAAAAAGGAACUGGACUGUCCUUUCUCUCUGGGCCGGGACCGAUGCUCGCCGGAGUUUUCGGCAUUUUCGGAGCCGUCUAUUUGGCGGUGAAAUAUGCUUCGAAUAAGAAAGGAUACCAUAGGACCACUCCAAGGACUCUUUCUGUCAACCCGAACGAUUCUGUCGAGCUGCCUCUUAUCAAGGUGACGGAAAUCUCUCACGAUACAAAAAUUUUCCGCUUUGGAUUGAAAGAAGGUCAUCGCUUGGGACUGCCCGUUGGCCAACACAUCAACCUAAAGGCCAAGAUUGAUGGAAAGCUUGUUAUUCGUUCCUACACACCGAUUUCGUCCGAUGAUGAUCUGGGAUUCGUCGAUCUUUUGAUAAAGGUUUAUCUUCCAAACGAACGAUUUCCUGAAGGCGGCAAAAUGACCCAGUAUUUGAACAAAAUGCAACUUGGAGAUAAAAUUUCCGUGUCAGGCCCGAAAGGAAGAAUCAUUUACCAGCGAAAUGGAAAGUUCUUGAUCCGAGGAGCUACUGCUAAAGAUGAGAACACAAGAAAGAGCGGAAUCAAACAUAUUGGAAUGAUCGCUGGCGGAUCCGGAAUUACGCCGAUGAUGCAGAUUGUCAGGGACGUUUUCAAAUCGUCAGAAUCGACAAAACUCUCACUUUUGUUCGCCAACCAAACCGAAGAAGAUAUUUUGCUGAGGGAAGAAAUCGAACAAGUGAAGACUGACUAUCCCGAUCGAUUCAACUUUAUGUACACCGUCGACCGGCCGAAAGAAGGAUGGGAGUACCAGACUGGUUUCAUUAACAAAGACAUGUGUGCAACCUCUCUUCCCAUCCCUGGGGAUGACACAAUGAUCCUCAUCUGUGGCCCCCCUCCAAUGGUCAAAUUCGCCUGUCUUCCAAACUUGAAAGAGCUUGGAUUCACCGACGAUCAGAUCUUCGUCUACUAA
Messenger RNA from Oikopleura dioica, 945 nucleotides. The record is from the annotation of a GenBank genome assembly. NCBI's taxonomy places the organism in Eukaryota, Metazoa, Chordata, Appendicularia, Copelata, Oikopleuridae.